Scylla paramamosain (green mud crab) is the source of this 3470-nucleotide messenger RNA. Its product is annotated as probable serine hydrolase. The transcript is spliced from 5 exons. The record is from RefSeq and is a predicted model, not a curated record. The coding region runs from base 504 to 1574 and encodes 356 amino acids. NCBI's taxonomy places the organism in Eukaryota, Metazoa, Arthropoda, Malacostraca, Decapoda, Portunidae.
GGGGCUGCAACUGGAUUGUCAAUACCGUUAACACCAUAAACUAAACACCACGGCCUUGAACUUAGCCACUCGUAGCCACUCGCCCUACCUAAGCAUCCUACUAGCUUCGUUUGUCCCACCUCGCUAACUAAAAUUCUGCUCGAAUCCUUCUCUUGCAUCACUUUCCUGGGAGCCCAAUGUAAACAAACUCCGUCAGCUGACUUACGGUGCGUCAGCUGGUGUUUCCGUCUAGCGACUAUCCUAUACCAUUACUUCUCCCCUGUGUCUCUGUAUUCUGUGCUCCUGCUCACUGCUCGCGUCCCUCCCUCACCUGUGCAGCACAUUAAUAUAAAAGGAACUUGGCUCUUCAAUUGGUGUCUUCAGAUUAGCAGAAGAGGAGUGGCUGGGUGGAAAUCCUCCUGCUUUGAUCAGUCUGAUUCAGUCAGUCGUGAAGGACGGACUCCGAGUCGCUGGCCACCCUCGUUUUGCUCCAAGAUCCCGCCCGAAAACAACACUGGUGCAAGAUGCCAGAAGCCACGCUACGUAGGAAUGGAUCCAGUGAGAUGGCGUCCACAUCCCAGCUGAAUGGUGUAGGAGGAGACCAUGCAACAACAAAAACCCACACAGCUAAUGGCCACGCAACAAAUGGCUGCACAAGUAGUAGCCAUGCAAGUAAUGGACACUGCAGGGCGGCGAGUGACACUUCCUCGGUGGAGUGGGAGGACUUCGAGGUGCACAUCGGCUGGGGCACCAUGCGAGGGAAGAUACGAGGCUCGGGUCCCGAAUUGGUGCUGGGAGUACACGGGUGGCUGGACAACGCCAACACCUUCGACCUUCUCUGCCACCACCUGCCAGAGAACACCAGGUUCCUCUCCCUCGACCUGCCAGGGCACGGCCGCUCAGACCACUUCUCCCCUGGCUUCAUCUACGACCCCCGGGGCUACAUGGCGGCCAUCAAGAAGACCAUGACGGCCAUCGGGUGGCAGCGGUUCACCUACCUGGGCCACAGCAUGGGCGCCGUGGUGGGCAUCAUGUACACGUCUGUUUUUCCUGAAGAUGUCAAAGCUUUUAUCUCCAUCGACAUCAUUAAGCCGUGGUCCCUUGAUCCUGAAAGACAGCCAGGGGCGCUGAAGAAGUACAUGCUCCAGUACUUUGACAACGAGGACAAGGCCUCCAAGCAGCCACUGGUGUACGAAGAGGAGGAGCUUGUGAAGAAGACCAUGGAGGGGAGUCAAUCUCUGGACGAGCGAGGAGCGAGGAUACUGCUGCAGCGAGGCGCCAGGCGGGCCAAGGAUGGGUCUGGCCUGGUGCUGACGCGGGACCUGAGGGUGAAGACUUUCUUUAUCGGGUUCAUCAGCAUGGAUGAGUGGCUAGAGAUGGCCAAGGCGAUCACCUGCCCCUUACUCAUCGUCAGGGCGAAAGACGGUCACGCGUACGAGCCGGAGGAGAAAUACAAGGUGAUGCUGAAGGCCUUCAGUCAGAGCUGCCAUCACUUCCAGUACCAUGAGGUGGAAGGGAAGCACCACGUCCACCUCACCAAUGCAGGCGGCGUAGCGGAUCUCAUCACGCCGUUCUUACACAAGCUGAAGGAGUAGAACUGCUAGGGAAAAGCCAUGCUGCCUCAAUAAGCCUCCUAAACGUAGCCUGCGCAACUGAUCAGUAUUAUGGACCGAAGUGGCGCCCCCUGGGAGGAAGAAAAGAGAAAAGGCACUUUAGGCUCGUAUUCUGAAACACUUCUGCGCUGCAACUCCACUACAUUUAAAGGCUUUACUUCAAGUUACACGGUUUUUUAAGAGUGUUUUUUUUUUUUUUUUUUUUUUUUUAGGUUCUAGUGACAGAUUAACAAGAUUUCUUUAUUGUUAACAGGAGAAACACUCUUUAAAACCCGGCUAACAAUCUCUGUGGUCUUUGAAAAUAGCCGUGGUGAGAGAGCAAAGCGUUUCUGAACACGGGUCAUAGUAGGAGGACUGAAGUAAUGCGAAGUGAUAGCGGUCACAAGGAGAUGGAGAAGGGAGUGCGUCUGCUUCCACUUAAGACGGAUAUCCUCGUACUGGACUACCUAAAAAUAUCACAUGUACGUGAAUAUAUCUACUCAUUUACGUCUACCAGCAACUAUGUAUUUGGAUUAAGGUCACGGAUUACAGCUAAGGUUUCAAGUGGGGUUAGGUUAGGUUACCCACAUACCUGUCUUUCAAGCAAUCCGAUUUAACCACCUCUAAGUAUACGUAGCUGUGGUAGCUAAUCUUAACGUGAUCCAAAGUGACAGGAUUAGUAUGUGAGUAAUAUAAUGCAUUCACCUUGUACAAUAGUGAUGCUAUAGGUUAUACUGAAGGGUUGUGUUUGCUUCACAUGACCAGCCAGGGACGUGUAUGUGAUAACCAUAGAGAUCUGGAUUUCUUCGAUAAUACCACUUACUAUAAACGUAAAUGAAGAUUAGUGUCAGUUUCAAGAGAAGUCAGUAUAUUUAUUAGUAUAUAUUCGUCAAGAACACAAACACACACACACACACACACACACACACACAUUGUCAAGGUAUUGGCUGUUAUUCCUCAAGAUAUUUCUGAUGACAAAUGUAAUCCCAGCACUUGAAAAUGUUAGCACUUGAACUGGUGCACGCCUUAUGCAUUCCACACCUCAGUGAUUAUUGCUUCUUCCCUGCGUGUCAGGUGUUGCAAGCCAUCACCAUUUGUCUGCAACGUGGUAUAAAUCACUGAAAUAGUAACCCUGUGGUGUGAUAGAGCUGUCACAGAACGCUGGAAAUAAAUCUCUGAAUCAAGGGAAGGAAACGAAGUGAACAUGAAAGCAAGAAAGAUCAAAGUUGGUGAAAAUGCAUCCAGUAAGAAAGAUGGAAAGUUAAAUAAAGAAUGGGAAAUCAUGGAAGAAAUUAAUAAGAUGCUGAAAAUAAGUAAAAGUCGAUGAAAAUGCGUUAUUGUAAGAACGGGAAGGGGAGCAGGAUAUAAAAUAAAAAAUAAUGUAAGACGAUGAAAAAAAUAAAUAAAUAAAUAAAGUAACGAGGACUGGCUUGAGGCAGGUGUGGUGGCGGCGCCUGGCCACGUCUGAUCUGUGAUAUCCAGGGCAGAGGGUGUGAUUGGGUGCAAUGUGUGUACUCUGGAUGGUUUGGGUGACUAGUGCUUGCUGGGAGUGGUUGUGAUAUGGAAGGUAAUGUUCCGUAUCGUACUUGGGUGUGCGAUGGGCGGCUUCAUGUAGUGACUUCCACCUUGCUGCUUAUUCACUCUAGUGUCUCCGUCUAAAGUAGCUUACAUGAAAUUUUUGUUUUAUCAUUUAUUUAUUCAAUUAUUGAAUCCUGUGAUAUAUAUGUGUGUUUAUAUAUAUAUAUAUAUAUAUAUAUAUAUAUAUAUAUAUAUAUAUAUAUAUAUAUAUAUAUAUAUAUAUAUAUAUUGUCCACUGAUUUCACUGUAAAACAUAUCCAUGUAAUUCAUGUUUAUGUACGUGAAUCAUGCACACAGUUUUAAUAAUAAACAAUUGCAUCA